AUGGAUAUCAAUGUCACUUAUUCAGCUUACGACAUGAUGGAUAUCAAUGAUAAAGCCUCUGUCAAUGAUUCAAUUGACUUUGAUGGUUUCUUGGCUGCUGCCACUAACAACAUUGAGGCUGAUGAAGAGGACGCUUCUCUUAUUGAAGCCAAAUCCAGCAAUAUUGAGUUUGUACCAAUGUACACUCCCAACAGCAGUGCUGAGGCCGUUAGUCUGGAGUUGUUCUCCUUGUUUUUCAAGAACAGUGUUUCUCAUGAAAUCUACAAUCAGUCUGUCAAGAUCGUGGAUAUCUUGCUCAAGCAAGAAUACACAGUCAAGGCACAGGUGUAUGACAUGUGUGCCAGUGGGUGCUUUCAUUUCCCCGAUGUCAAGCCUGGAAACUCAAUCGUUGAGAAUGAGGUGUGCCCUCACUGCAAUGGACCAUGGUACCAGAGUGAGAGAGGCACUAUAUCACCUGUACAGACAUAUCAGGUAGUGCCUCUCUCGGAGCAAUUACACUUCAAGUUAGCUCACCCUAAAGAACAGGCAAAGAUCGCCUAUGGCACGGAGGAUAUCCUUGAUGGAGAUGGUAUCCAUAGACUGCUCGCAGGUGGGAUUGUUGGCCAGAGUGACAUGGUGGUGUCUAUGUUUGUUGACCAGUUCAACCCCUUCAAGGACGCCGCCAUAUCAGCUAGCAUCAUUCAUGUUAUUAACAUGAAUAUCAACCCUGCUGAAAGGUACAAGAAGGGUAACAUGACGCAGCUGGCCAUCAUCCCAGGGCCUAAGCACCCAAAGAACAUUGCUUCGUUUUUGGAGCCCAUCCUUGCCGACCUGUGA
Messenger RNA from Phycomyces blakesleeanus NRRL 1555(-), 816 nucleotides. RefSeq lists its product as hypothetical. The transcript has 5 exons. Bases 1 to 816 code for a protein of 271 amino acids. NCBI's taxonomy places the organism in Eukaryota, Fungi, Mucoromycota, Mucoromycetes, Mucorales, Phycomycetaceae. The record is from RefSeq and is a predicted model, not a curated record.